This is a messenger RNA of Anarrhichthys ocellatus (wolf-eel), 1904 nucleotides long. RefSeq lists its product as uncharacterized. The transcript is spliced from 3 exons. The record is from RefSeq and is a predicted model, not a curated record. Bases 544 to 1266 code for a protein of 240 amino acids. Lineage: Eukaryota; Metazoa; Chordata; Actinopteri; Perciformes; Anarhichadidae.
AAUCAGCUAAUGCCAUCUUGUUUCCUUUUCUUUUCUUUCUUGUGAAUAUUACUUAAAUAAUAUGUAUGGCUUUAGACCCUGCAUGACCUGCAAGGGCACCUGUCUGGUUAUAGUAUUGAAUGAAAGGCAACAAACAACAUAAGCACAACACAACACUGUACUCACAAAGAAAUGCUGUCCAUCAGUGGUCCCAAAACAUCUAUUUUCUGUUCAUAUUUGAGACAGAAGAAGAAGAAAAAAGGGAAAGGCAGUGCAGUCUCUUAAAUGUGAUUUGCAUGUGAGAUUAUUUUGAACCACUCUGGAAAAAAAGUCUUCAUGAAUAUGACUUAAACGCUCUUUUCCUUAGUUAAGAAGAUGUCACUUUCUCUCAGUAGAAGGGCGAAGGGUGUAGUUCACGGUCGUGCUGACGUUCUCAAUCAGCACUCAAUGAGGAACACCUGUCCAGCAUUUCCUUCUCAAUCUGGGAUUGGCAGCAGAAAACUUCCUGUUUUGUAUUUAAUAUGAUGCUGAGACCAGAAGAUGUAAUUUCAGCUCACAAGCAAAAUGGCUACUUGGGUUCUUCCAAGUCAGUUGCUCCUCAUUGCACUGUGCAGCUGGAAUGUCCUUUGCUUUCCUGCUAAAAAAGGCUGGAGCCAGCAUGACCCUUAUGAGGGCAGUUUGCCUAACAUGGAGGUCCGAGCUGCUCCGGCACUGUUUUCCAGGUUGAGUUACCCUGCUGUGGAGGACGUAGUGUAUUCUAGUCCUGGUGCCUAUCCAGCAAGCUCCAGCCUCUCUCUGGACAUGUCCAGUGAGGCUUCAUGGAGUGCUCCUCCUGUUUGGGAUCCUGUGGAAGAGUCUGCGGCCGCAUCCAGAAACUCUAUGCCCACACCUUAUAUCGGCCCUCCCCCUUUCUUUCAAGCAGGCGAGCUUAACCACUAUGAAACAAACUUGGAGCACGGCAAUACAGACAGGGAAACUGAGGAGCUAAACUUUCCCGCACCACCACCACAACAACCUCAACCUCUUCCAUAUCCUGGCUACCAGGCUGGUGAGUUGAGUCGGUACACGUCGGACCUUGAGCAUGGAAAUGGAGAGUGGGAAACGGUAGAACAAGGUUACAUGCCACCGCCUCCCUAUGCCUCAGCGCCGCAGGGAGUUGAGGUGUCUGCUGCUUCCACGUCGUUCCCCGCACAGCCAGUUCCACUCGCGCUGACACCAGUUGGAUGGAGCCAGUACUACCUCUUCUUGACUGGUCAGCUUCCUUCUGGCACGUAUACUCACUUUUAGGAAGAUCAUGAGAAAGGCAGAGACUACUUGGACGAAGCCCAUUAUGAGAGAUCCCACAACCCCACUCGGCCUCAGCAGACCCAGGACCAUAGCAAAGCUUAACCAGCACUGUUGGUCGUUAAAACAACUAGAAACGGAUCAGAAGAACGGUGACUCUAGUCUUCUCUGCAGUCCACUCACAGUUUGUUUGUGUGAAUUUUGAAUAAAAUGCUCAAUAACCUUGUGUUCUUUUCUAUGUGGUUCUAAUUAACUGUUUCAAAUCUGAGGUGGGAGUUUAUUAAAAUGUCUCAAGUAAGUGGCUAUGGAUACUAAUCCUGGUGCUGCCUGGGUCCAGACUUUAAACUGUCACACUUUCAGUCAGGGAAAUUUAGUUUUUUUGUGGUACCUCACACAAACAUCGCGGUAAUAUGAGUCAAACUACCUGCAUAAUGCCUGUUUCUUAUCUCCUGAGAACAUUACACACGAUUUGCCGAGCUACAAUUUUUAUUUAUUUUGUUUUGGUGGCUAAGUCUGACUUUGCUUUGUGUAUCCUCUAAAAGCUAUCAAAUGUUUUUUUUUUUUUUAAGGUUGCCUAAAUGCCUGUGGAACAAUAACACAGUAAAGCCCCUUUUCACAACUGAAACAAGUUUUCUGUGCUU